Leptosomus discolor (cuckoo roller) is the source of this 631-nucleotide messenger RNA. The record is from RefSeq and is a predicted model, not a curated record. Lineage: Eukaryota; Metazoa; Chordata; Aves; Leptosomiformes; Leptosomidae.
GUACGUCCCUUCUCAGGCUGAUAUAGCAGUCUUUGAAGCAAUCGGUGCCCCACCUCCUGCAGACUUGUUUCAUGCUCUUCGGUGGUACAAUCAUAUUAAGUCGUACGAAAAGCAAAAGGCAAGCCUUCCAGGAGUAAAGAAGGCUUUGGGGAAAUACGGUCCUGCUGAUGUUGAGGACACAACAGGUGCAGCCACAGAUAGCAAAGAUGAUGAUGACAUUGAUCUUUUUGGAUCUGAUGAUGAGGAGGAAAGCGAAGAAGCAAAGAAACUGAGGGAAGAACGCCUGGCCCAAUACGAAUCAAAGAAGUCCAAAAAACCAGCUGUUGUUGCCAAAUCAUCAAUCUUGCUUGAUGUGAAACCUUGGGAUGAUGAGACAGACAUGGCCAAACUAGAGGAGUGCGUUCGAAGCAUUCAAGCAGAUGGCUUGGUCUGGGGAUCUUCCAAGCUAGUACCAGUUGGUUAUGGUAUCAAAAAGCUUCAGAUCCAGUGUGUUGUUGAAGAUGAUAAAGUUGGAACAGAUAUGCUGGAAGAGAGAAUAACAGCUUUUGAAGAUUAUGUACAAUCAAUGGACGUAGCUGCUUUCAAUAAGAUUUAAGUCUUGAUAUAUCUAGAAUAAACGUCAUUGCAAAAA